AUGGCCACCUUCGUAGCGUACUCUCAGUACGCGUACGCAUGCCCGGCCGCGGCGCCGGCGCCCCUGGUGCUGCCCGCACCCGCUGUGGCGCCGGCGAACCCCUGCGCCGUGCCACCGGCCCUAGCGGCCCUCGCACCCGCUCUCCCCGUCCUAGCACCCGCCCUGGCUAACACUAUCUCAGCGUCCAUAUCUGCUUCGUUGCCUCCCCUACUAGAUGCGGCUCUGCCUACAGUGUUGACUUCUGUGUUGUCGGCUGCUGGGCCGCUUUUGGAGGCUGCUUUGCCUCCGGGCUGCGGCUGUGGCGCACCUUUGGCUUUGCCCGCCCCUGCUGCAUACGCCUUGCCGGCCCCUGCUCCUUGCGCCUUGCCCGCCCCUGCACCGUACGCGCUACCUGCCCCGUACGCGCUCCCUGCACCGUGCGCGGCCCCGACCGUCGCGUACGCAGCCCCACUGGCGCCCCCUCCGAUGUACGCAGCUCCAGCCUGCGCGCCUACCGCUUGCUUGUGCUACUAAAGUUGAUGUGAAGUUUUAAUAAAAUUGCGUUCCAUUA
Helicoverpa zea (corn earworm) is the source of this 550-nucleotide messenger RNA. Its product is annotated as nematocyst expressed protein 3-like. The coding region runs from base 1 to 513 and encodes 170 amino acids. NCBI's taxonomy places the organism in Eukaryota, Metazoa, Arthropoda, Insecta, Lepidoptera, Noctuidae. The transcript has 2 exons. The record is from RefSeq and is a predicted model, not a curated record.